AUGGCCAAAUGCGGCAAGAUCCAGAGCAUCGUCCGCCUCCAGCAGACUCUGCGGCGGUGGCGGUCCCGGGCCGCGGCGGCGCCGACGGCUCCGGUGCCGGCGGGGCACGUGGCAGUGUGCGUGGGCGGCGCAUCGCAGCGGUUCGUGGUGCGCGCGGCGCUCCUCAACCACCCCGUGUUCCGGGAGCUGCUCCGGCAGUCGGAGGAGGAGUACGGCUUCCCGUCCACCCCCGGCCCCGUCGCGCUCCCCUGCUGCGACGAGGACAGCUUCCUCGACGUCCUCCGCCGCGUGUCCUCCGAGGACCGCCUCCUCCGCUCGUUCUGCUGCCGCGUGCCGGUCGUCACCAGCCGCGACGUCGCGGCACGGCCGCUGCUGCAGGGGAUGGCGGUGGAGAAGCUCGUGUGGUGA
Molecule: messenger RNA, 408 nt
Organism: Triticum turgidum subsp. durum (durum wheat)
Lineage: Eukaryota; Viridiplantae; Streptophyta; Magnoliopsida; Poales; Poaceae
Source: the annotation of a GenBank genome assembly